Dermochelys coriacea (leatherback sea turtle) is the source of this 7469-nucleotide messenger RNA. It is a transcript of the gene ZNF106, whose product is annotated as zinc finger protein 106. The transcript has 22 exons. Gene Ontology annotation, molecular function: RNA binding; SH3 domain binding. Gene Ontology annotation, cellular component: cytosol; membrane. The record is from RefSeq and is a predicted model, not a curated record. Lineage: Eukaryota; Metazoa; Chordata; Testudines; Dermochelyidae. Bases 385 to 6081 code for a protein of 1898 amino acids.
CUCGCUGAUUGGCUGCGGGAACCCACGCUCCUCUUGUUCUGCGCCGCGGUUCCCGCUCGCGUUGCGAGCGCGACUUGUCUUCGCCGUUUGCCUGUGGGAGCCGCGGCGGGCCGCGGGUAGGUGGCGGGGCCUUCUCGCUCCGAGCUGCGUGAUGGGUGGCGGGGCUGCUGCGCUGUUGUGGAAGCAGGAGGACGCGGCCUGAGAGUACGGGGCUCUGCCGGGCUCCUCGCGGCUGUGUGGCGGGCAGGGGCUCGGCGGCUGCAGGUGCUGCUCCGUUGGAGGGGCUGGGAUCGUUAAUGGCUCAGGAAUGUGGCGGCGGGAUCCGGUAGGAUGCUGGGAACGUCGGGGGAGACAGGUUUGGGGUAAAAGCUGUCCAAUGUAGUCAUGGCUCGAGAACGAAAAUGCAUACUGUGUCACAUCGUGUACAGCUCAAAAAAGGAGAUGGAUGAACACAUGAGAAGCAUGCUUCAUCACCGAGAACUUGAAAAUCUGAAAGGAAGGGACAGCAACCACAAGUGCCAGGUGUGCAGGGUGACAGUGGUUGGCUUGUCAGCAUAUGCCAAACACAUCUCCAGCCAGCUGCACAAAGACAAUAUCGAUGCCCAUGACAGAGAGGAAGACGAAGGGAAAGAAGAGGCUGAUGAAGAGUACUUUGACAAGGAACUAAUUCAAUUAAUCAAACAAAGGAAGGAACAGAACCGGCAAGUUGAAGCUUGCUGUAGAAACCAAGAAAUAGAAUCCGAUGAUAGGAGACCACAGAGAAGGCGAGAAGAAAGAACUGCUUAUAAAGACAGAGAAACUUAUGAUUCAUCCUUGUGGCACCAUCAAGGCCCAUCUAAGAAGGACUGGAAAUGGGAAAACAAUGGCUUUAUGAACCCUAGGCAAGGCAAAUUCCCACAUUCCAUAAAGAACCCUAAAGCAGACAGGCACCUCAGUGUUCCCAGGGGAUGCUCGGGAUGGCAUCAAAAUGGUUCUGCAGGCGUUUCAGGUCAACAUGAUAACCAUGGGAAUUCUGGAGGUAUUUGGCAUCCGAAUGUACGAGGAGAAAUGUCAAACUGGUAUCAAGAUGUCAAAGGAAGAAAUUCCAACUGGCAUUCUGAAGGAACAGGUGACUUUUCUAUUUGGCAUUCUAAAAACUCUGCAAGAAACUGGAAAUCCAAUCCUCAGGGUACAAAUGGCUGGAAUUUUGGUGGCACAGGGGACACACAUCCACUGGGAAAAAAUAGGACUGCAAAUCCUAGUUCCCACACAGAAGAUGGGAGUGUUGCAUGGAAAAAAAAAACCAUUAAAUAUAACCAGGAAAGGUAUACACGGCAGUGGCAGGCGAAUGACCAAUUGGAUUUUACUAGUGAUAAACUCCCUUCAGUGGGGGCACUGGAUUUCGGUAUUUCUGAACAACCGGAGAGUAAAAUGUCCAAGAUGAAUGGAAAGAGUGGCAGCACUUCCAAAGAUAAAAUUCAUCGAUGGACUCCUUACCCCUCCCAGAAAGCUACAGACCAGCAGCCAUGGACUGAAGAGAAUGUUUCUAAAACUUCAGAGAAAAAAAAUUCUGUAUCUCUACCUUUCCUCGAGACAUCCAUGAAAGGGAUGGAUCUUGAAAUAGAUACUACAAGCCUCCCAAAACUCAUAACGUGGGAAGAGACCCUUUUAAACCACCCCUGUGACAAGGCCACUGCUGACCAUCUUGAAUCUUGCAAGGUGAAUGCAGACUGCCCCAGUGGAGGAAGACCUGACCAAGAGGAGGGCAGAAGUAACAGGAUGCCAUCACUGAAAUCCCCACUCAUGGUUAUUCCAGACAUGAAGUUAUCUUCCCAAAAGCAAGACCCAAAGAAUCUCUUGAAAAAUGUCAAGCUUCUAUUAUCUUCCUCCCCUGGAGAACUCCAGAACCAUUCAAAUGCACUAAACUUAGAAACUAAUCGUUCCUCUUCUUACGUAUCCAAGUUGCGCAGUGCUUGUAGCUUAAGAGACAGCAGAGAUGUGCUUGACAGAAAUCAGAGACAGCCUAUUGAUAGCCUAAGUGAAGAACUAAGAAAAGCCAAAGAAGAGUUGCAAUCCAAUCUUUCUCUGCAAAAUUCUUACUUAAGUUCAUACAGAGAUACAGAGAGUAAUAUAAGAGGUGAUCGGAAUAUAGAGGAACCCAGGAAAGGUUUUUCAAAGACUAAUGAGCCUAGAGCUGAUACAUUGGAGGAUGUAAGUGAAGAGUGUGAAAAGGCUGAAGCAAGCGUUGAAAAGCUAAGUCCUUUCAUUAAUACUUGCUCAACAUGUGACCCUCAGGAGUGUGAACAUGCUAGCACCAGAAAGGAAGGUGACACAGAAGCAUCAGGCAAACCUCCCAAUUCAAGUAUUAUAACUGAUAACCAAAAAGAUUCUGAAUUUCAAAUGGAGUCAGUGAGCCCAUCAAGCCUUCAACACAAUUUAAGUGAUGAGCUGAAAACCUCUCAGGAAGGGAAAGGUGAAGAUCCUAUCAAAUCAAAUCAUUUUGAUAUGGAAGGCUUUGAAAACAGUUUAGAUCAUGAGCUGCAAAAAGGAGGUGGUGGCCAACCUUCAGGCCCUCUUCUUCCUGAAUUAAGUAAACUUGGCCUCCCUGCUUCCCUCCAAAGAGAUCUGACACGACAUAUCAGUUUGAAGAGUAAAGUUGGGGCACAUCUUCCUGAGCCCAACCUCAACAAUGCGCGGCGUAUUCGAAAUGUUAGUGGUCAUCGAAAGAAUGAGACUGAGAAGGAGUCUGGACUUAAACCAACCCUGAGGCAGAUUCUUAGCGCAUCCCGAAGAAACAUAAACUGGGAACAAGUCAUCCAGCAAGUAACAAAGAAGAAACAGGAGCUUGGCAAGGGUUUACCAAGGUUUGGCAUAGAGAUGGUACCCCUUGUUCAGAACGAACAGGAAGGUCUUGAUUUGGGUGAAGAACCUGAGCUGUCUGGCCUAGAAGGAUUCCAGUGGGAAGGGAUUUCCAUGGCAGCAUCUGGAUCAGCUAGGAAACGCAGCCUCUCUGAAAGCAGUGUUGUUGUGGACAGGACUGCUUCUGUUUAUGGCUUCUUCAGUGACCAAGCCACAACAAAGGAAAGUGAGCAAAAGCAAAUCAUUCCAGCCUGCCAUUCACAUUUUAUAGCACCUAUAUAUAAAACAAGUGCUGAUAAUGUGGCUGACUUCAAACAAGAGACAUCCUCUCUCCCUUCAUCACCAUUCAUGUCUGAAAGAACUGAAACUACUAUCAAUGGAAGGAGACACAGCCUACAUACUCCCUCUGAUGUUACAAGCUUCACAGUAUUUGCCACAAAACAAGAUCAGGAGAGUCCAGAAUGUAGAAUAUCACUUCUUGAAAACAAAAAUGCAUUAGAGCUCACAGAGGAAGGAAACAUUUUGGCUUCAAAUGGAGCUUCAUUGCUUGCAGGAUCAAACUCGGUAGAUGCAGCUACAGACAGCAGCUGUACAUCUGGUACUGAGCAGAAUGACAGCCAGGGAAUUGGAAAGAAAAGAAGAGCAACUGGAGAGGGAUCGUCUCCUGAAAUCCCAAGUCUAGAAACAAAGAAUAAAAGAAGGAAAAUUAAAGGCAAAAAAGAGCGUUCUCAGGUAGACCAGUUGUUGUCUAUUUCCCUCAGAGAAGAAGAGUUGAACAAGUCACUGCACUGUGUGGAUGACCGCCUCUUGCAGGCUCGGGCUGCUCUGCAGGCAGCCUAUGUUGAAGUUCAACGAUUCCUUGUAUUGAAACAGCAGAUAACAAUGGAGAUGAGCACAUUGAGGAGUCAGAGAAUUCAGAUCCUGCAGGGGCUACAAGAAACCUAUGAACCUCCUGAGAGGUCAGAACAGCUCACCUGCAGCAUCUCAGAUGAAAGAAGAAUUAGCAGAUCCGUGACAACAGCUGAUCUAGCUCUUCGUCCUUCAGGUCAAUUCUUCCCCCUUCUGGAGACUUCCUCAGGUCUCUCCUCUCAUACAUCCCCUUCUGGUACUCCCUUGGGAGCCUCUCUCCGAGUGAGUUCCCCAUCUGUGUGCCAGACCCCUGGUACUGUCACAGCCAGCACUGUUCCUGAUUCAUCCAUGCAAAUUAAACAAGAACCUAUGUCUCCAGAGCAUGGAGGAGAAAGUGUGAAUACUGUGCUCCAUGGCUCUGUGUGCACUCCACAAGCAGAACUGCAGCAGAAGGAUGUAGAUUUCAGCCAGAAAACUUCUGUGUACCCAGUUAUCUCAGCAAUCAUGUCCCUGUCAGAGCUGACAACUUGUUUCCAACAGACUAAUCAAGAUAUUCACAAGCCUGCUACAGAUAAGGAGCGGACCAUACUAUCACCAUCUACUCUCAACAAACAAAAAGGGGCGAUUGAAACCCUGACUGAAAUUACCUUACCAGAACAGUGUAGCAUCUCUGUUGCAAAUCAAUCUCUCUCUUUAGAAACACCUUUGGACAAAGAUCCAAAACUACCAGCAGAACAUCUGGCAGAAUCCACUCUGGUCUCUGCAGAGAACAAAGGAAAAAAGAGAAGGAAAAAGCUAAGGAAGAAGAAAACUUUGCGAGCAGCCCAUGUACCUGAGAACAGCGACACAGAACAGGAUGUUGUUGACUCUAAACCUAUUAGGAAAGUCAAGAGUGGGAAGGUGCCCACAGCGGGAAAGGUUACUACAUCCACCUUUCCAAGACAGGAGGAUGGGAGUACUACUCAUGAAGUAGAGAGGAACAGAGAUGAUAAUGAGAGUGAUGCCUCUCUGGAAUUAGUAGAAACUGCAAGCCCCCAGUUUGAGGUGGUGGCCAUCAACUCAUCAGAGUCAGGAGAUGAGAAACCAGACAGCCCAUCUAAGAGGGACACCAUGAGAUCCUCGGAGCAAACUUUAAUGGAGGCAUCUCGCUCUGGUUAUGAUGAAGUGAGCUCCACCAGUGAGAUUGGCACAAAUUAUAGGGAUGGCAUCAGUAGAAGUGUUGCUGAGACUCUCCCUUCCAUAUCACCAAUGAGAUGCUCAAAGAACUCCUCAGAAGUGUCUUCAGAGCCAGGUGAGGAUGAAGAACCUACGGAGGGAAGUUUUGAGGGACACCAAGCCGCAGUGAAUGCUAUUCAGAUAUUUGGGAGUGUGCUUUACACCUGCUCAGCAGACAAAACUGUCCGUGCCUACAAUCUGGUUAACAGGAAAUGUGUGGGUGUCUUUGAAGGACACACUUCCAAAGUGAACUGUCUCCUGGUUACUCAAACAAAUGGGAAGAAUGCAGCCCUCUACACUGGCUCUAGUGACCACACAAUCAACUGUUACAAUAUCAAGACCAAGGAGUGCAUGGAGCAAUUUAAAUUGGAAGACCGGGUGCUCUGUCUGCAUAGUAGAUGGCGAAUCCUGUAUGCAGGCCUGGCAAAUGGCAAUGUGGUCACUUUCACCAUAAAGAACAACAAGCAAAUCGAUACCUUUGAAUGCCAUGGCCCUAGAGCAGUCAGCUGUUUAGCCACGGCUCAGGAAGGAGCACGCAAGUUGUUGGUAGUGGGGUCUUAUGACUGUACCAUCAGUGUGCGGGAUGCUCGAAAUGGACUGCUUCUACGAACUCUUGAAGGUCAUAGCAAAACAAUACUCUGUAUGAAGGUUGUGAACGAUCUGGUGUUCAGUGGCUCCAGUGACCAAUCUGUCCAUGCCCACAAUAUACAUACAGGAGAGCUGGUACGAAUCUAUAAAGGCCAUAAUCAUGCAGUAACUGUUGUGAACAUCCUAGGGAAGGUGAUGGUGACUGCUUGCUUGGAUAAAUUUGUCCGUGUUUAUGAGCUACAGUCUCAUGACCGUUUGCAAGUCUAUGGAGGACACACAGAUAUGAUCAUGUGUAUGACUAUUCAUAAGAGCAUGAUCUACACUGGCUGCUACGAUGGCAGUGUCCAAGCUGUGCGGCUUAACCUGAUGCAGAAUUACCGUUGCUGGUGGCAUGGAUGUUCACUGAUAUUUGGAGUUGUGGACCACCUGAAACAACACUUGCUGACAGAUCACACCAACCCACAUUUUCAGACUCUAAAAUGUCGCUGGAAGAACUGCGAUGCCUUCUUCACUUCCAGGAAAGGUUCCAAGCAGGAUGCUGCAGGACACAUUGAAAGACAUGCCAAGGAUGACAGCAGAAUUGACUCAUGAAGCCUUUUACCUCCCAUAUUGGGAAGUAAUUUUAUACAUUAGAACUAUUCCAUACAUCAUUCUCCUCUUGCCCCAUCCUCUUUCCUCCUUCUUUUCCUCCUUGGAGUGGAAAAAGGGAGUGGGGCCUAACUCCCUUACUAUAGAGACUGCAUGUCACAUGCAACUCUGUAGAAAUGGGAGCAGACCAUUAACACUCAGACCAAACUGUGUCUAGUUUUUUGUCCAGUUUUUAUUCAUCAGAAGACACUAUGAGCAUCCCCUCUUGUCUGCCCAUUUGAAGAAGUGCAUUCUGUGCAUCUAAGAUUGGGCAUUGAGAGGGAUACUCUGACUGAGAUAAAACUAGGUGCCAGCGUUCACUAACUCACCUUCAAAUGUGCAAGGAUUUAACCAAGGCAAGUAGUGUUCAACGGUUUCAAGUUGUAUGCAAAUCCCACACAUACUUUGAUUUUUUAGCCAAUUUUAAUAAAAUAUUUCUAACUACAAGGACAGAAGUUCCACAGAGAGUUAUCACUGAAUUUCCAUUGCAAAUUUUGGCUGUCCUCAUAAAACUUUAUAGUGUUUUAAUGGGAAACUAGAAUGAAGUGGUUCCUUUUUUUAAUGUUAACUGCAAUUUAUGCUUUGACGUUUUGAAUAUUCUUUGUUUAAAGGUUGCUCUGAUUGGUAAAAUGUACAGUGACUGACUGGAUUUCACUGUCCUGCACAUUACAUUCUCUAAGGAGACUUGUGAUGAGGGCAGACACUUUUUUUGAGAGAUGUUGCAGCCACAAAGCAGCCUGACUUCUUCCUUCAUACACCCACUUAGUGAUCUCUAACAAAUUAAAAGACUAGAGACCUUAGUGGCAGGUGGUACAGAGAGUAAUGCCAGCUUUGUAUUUUGCAUUUUGACAACCACUACUGUCUUGAUAUAACACCAGAGCUGGAUUCCUGAUUUUUGGUAGUUUAUUUUGGCAGAUUUCAUAACUUAUUUUAGGUGAGAUCUCGUAUAGAAUUUUGUUGACUGGCAAGUGCAAUCCUGCCUUUUUAUGGAAAGUUAGUUUACUGAGCAGAUGCACAGACGCCACGUGUCUGAACAUAGCCAUUUUGGUGUUGCUCUGUUUCAAGUGUAAACUGACUUUAUUUGCAUCAGCUUUGCAAUCACUUGAGUUUAUCAUGGAAGGGUGCAACAAAGAGAGUUGCUGGGUGUGGAGCAGGAUUUUAGAGUCCAAGGAUCUCAAGCAGAAGCUGAGGGUACCAAGUGUGUAUCAUCUGUAGAAGACUUCAUUCUACGAAUGUUUUUAAGAUGCCACAAACGGCCAUAGAGGGAAGGCCAUGCCUGUUGUUUCUAGUGGUCUGAUUUGCUCCUUACUUAUUCCUGAGGAGGACUGAAAUCUCAUUUGUCCAGCAGGAAC